AAAGCCAUGUGAAAUGGUAUAAGGUAUAAAAGCUAGCGUGAACAUGACCUAUUGGACAACAUCCCAGAACCGCAGCAAACCAACACCAUGGCCAAGAUCAUCUUCUACGAGGACAGGAACUUCCAGGGACGUUCCUAUGAGACCAGCUCUGACUGCCCUGAGUUGACCUCCUACCUGAGCAAGUGCAACUCCUGCAAGGUGGAGAGCGGCUGCUUCAUGGUGUACGACCGUUCCAACUUCCAGGGAAACCAGUACUUUGUGAGGAGAGGAGAGUACGAUGACCACCAGCGUAUGGGCAUGACCGACUCCGUUCGCUCUUGCCGUAUGAUUCCCAUGCACAAAGGACAGUUCAGGAUGCAGGUCUAUGAGAGAGAGAACUUCGGAGGUCAGAUGGACGAAGCGAUGGACGACUGCGAGUCUGUCCAGGAGCGCUACCGUAUGUCCGACUGCCAGUCCUGCAAAGUGAUGGACGGCCACUGGCUCAUGUACGAGCAGCCCCACUUCAGAGGCAGGCAGGUGUACGUGAGGCCUGGAGAGUACAGGAACCUCAGAGAGAUGGGAAACAGCUCCGUGAACAGAUACAGCUCCAUGAGACGUAUCAUGGAUUCCUGCGAGGGUCAGCGUCAUUGA
Coregonus clupeaformis (lake whitefish) is the source of this 630-nucleotide messenger RNA. RefSeq names its product gamma-crystallin M3-like. NCBI's taxonomy places the organism in Eukaryota, Metazoa, Chordata, Actinopteri, Salmoniformes, Salmonidae. The record is from RefSeq and is a predicted model, not a curated record. Gene Ontology annotation, molecular function: structural constituent of eye lens. Gene Ontology annotation, biological process: lens development in camera-type eye; visual perception. The coding region runs from base 88 to 630 and encodes 180 amino acids. The transcript has 3 exons.